Leptinotarsa decemlineata (Colorado potato beetle) is the source of this 564-nucleotide messenger RNA. It is a transcript of the gene Fak, whose product is annotated as protein tyrosine kinase 2 Fak. The record is from RefSeq and is a predicted model, not a curated record. NCBI's taxonomy places the organism in Eukaryota, Metazoa, Arthropoda, Insecta, Coleoptera, Chrysomelidae. Gene Ontology annotation, molecular function: ATP binding; protein tyrosine kinase activity. Gene Ontology annotation, cellular component: focal adhesion; cytoskeleton. Gene Ontology annotation, biological process: signal complex assembly; protein phosphorylation.
AUAUUUCCAUUUUAUUUUUAUGAUGAAAUUGGAGAAAAACUGUUGAACUUUUGUUGGAGACAUCAUAUUAAAAAUGAAUUUAAUAGGAAAUGAUCAUUUCAGCCCUUGUCUACAUUGUACGGGGACCAACUUUUAUUGGAAAACGUUCGUUACGACAAUUCGACAAAUUUCAAUAACAUGCUGAGGCAAAAACUGAGGCAGCAACAAUUGGAAUCUGAGGAAGACUCUAAAUGGUUAGCAGAAUCCGAAACUCAUUUGAAAAGACUGAGUAUGAGUCACAACCCAGACGAUCAAGACACUCCAGAAAGUGGCUUAACUUCACCUCCAACAAGUCCUAGCUACAUUAACCCGGUCCCCUACCAGCAUCCUCCUACUACGGUAUCUUCAGGUAGCAGCAGAGGCAACAAUGGCACACAGAGUAAUGCCGGUUCUAUGAGCAGCAGCAAGAGCCACUCUCCUGCAGGGUCUCUGACCAAUACAAUGACGCCCAGCGGAAAGAAAGAGAUGAGUGACAGUGCUCAAAGCGGAUCUGUGAUAGGCGAGUCUGAUAAAAAGGUAAGUUGA